Molecule: messenger RNA, 4291 nt
Organism: Macroventuria anomochaeta
Lineage: Eukaryota; Fungi; Ascomycota; Dothideomycetes; Pleosporales; Didymellaceae
Product: meiotically up-regulated gene 190 protein
Exons: 4
Coding region: 382-4098 (1238 amino acids)
Molecular function (GO): lipid binding
Source: RefSeq, a predicted model, not a curated record
UCACGAAACGACACGACGGCACCUGACGGCCUUAAUGGAGCGAAUAACGUGCAGCAUGUGGAGUGCGAUUGGCCGUUCUGGGCUCGGGAAUCCUGAAGGUGGCCUGUCAGUGCCCGUUAGCCUACGUCAAUUCAAUUGUAAACAGCUCCAUCAGCUGGAAAUGAGGAAUCUCCAAGCUUCUGCGGGGCUGACCUGCGCUCGACAUUGCGACUUGUGUUCAUCCUUGUUUCUUGCGUUCGAGCUUAUGAAUCACCAGCUGACGACCUCACGACUGCCCGCGACAUGAGCAAGUGAUUGACUGCACGACUUCCUUCACGACCGUUCCCCACGACCCUUUUCGCACUGUACACUAGUCCACCCCACUCACACCACCAAGUCGCCAUGUCGGGCGUCGAAGAUGUCAAAGGCGCGCGCCGGUCGCACAAGUCGCCAUACACCGCCCACAAUCCCAUACCGACCGUGCAGAGAUAUCGCGAAGAGAAACAGCGACGGCAGGACGAGUACGGACACCCAGAGCCGGAUGAGGACAACGUAGACGGACGGAGCAGGCGCGAGCGAAUUGGCGAUGCAUACAAUGCCUUCACACACGGUGCCGAAGCACACGUCGAAGGCGACCAGCCCUACGAUGCAGAGAACAAGAACUUGGCAAGAGAGAGGGAAGAGGCACCGGACCAUGCUGGCCAGACUGUAACUGCGAACAGCAAGCAGCUGCCGCAGGAUCAAGACUCCAACGCCGCAGCUGAAGACACCACUGAGGGCGUCAUGACUGAGCAGGACCCCAAGAAGGCGCGCAAGCACAUGAAGAAGUUCAGCGCGGACGGCACAGAACGAGAGGUCACAGAUCCUGUCACACAUCUGCCUGUUGUCAUCCACGACUUCACCGAUAAGGAUCUGAAGAGCACUGCAGAGAACGAUCCGCCAGUAGGGGUAGAGCCAAAGACAAGGACUGGAACUGGUGGUAUCGAAAAGACAGAUGACAUGCUCAAGGAUGACCAGCAUGACUCCCAGGACUCGCACAAAGCCAUGGAGGUCCUAUUUCCGCCGCCCGAGUUUGACAACACACGGCAAGAGAUCACAACAGUCUACCGAAGGGCUGUGGAAGUCGGGUUAGGAAUCAUUGCCGUUGGCUUACUGGGUGUAAGAGCGCUAUUCUGGUUCACACGCAACUCAUCAGGCUGGGUCAAGCAGUUCUUCCACCUGAUCGAGCUAGCCCUAUCAGCGGGUAUUGCAGUAGGCACGAUCGUCUUUAUGAGGCAGUGGACCGACAACAAGAUCAAGAACGUGUGGGAUGUCGAAGUCUGGCAAGCAGAACGCCAACAAGGGCGGAAACUGGCUAAAAGCGAGACCGCAGAGAGUACCCAGUGGCUCAACUCGCUGGUAGCAUCGAUUUGGCCCCUGAUUAAUCCUGACUUGUUCACCAGUAUCUCAGACACGCUCGAGGAUGUCAUGCAAGCCUCUUUGCCGAGUAUGGUGCGUAUGGUUGCAGUCGAAGACCUCGGACAGGGCAGCGAAGCAAUCCGCCUUCUGGGUGUAAGGUGGCUGCCGACGGGCGCGGCUGCAAGAUCCGUAAACGCCGACGGGAAGUUGAAGAGUGCUGAUGAAGAGAAGGGAGACAGGACUGUCGUUGACAAUGGUGAGAGCGAAGGUGAUAAGCCCCAAGAUAGCAUGGAGGCAGAAGAAGGUGAUUUCGUCAACAUGGAAAUUGCGUUCGCAUACCGCCCCGCAACCGGACACGGCAUUAAGUCGCGCGCGAACCAUGCCCAUCUCUACCUUGCUUUCUACCUUCCCGGCAAGAUCAAACUCCCUGUUUGGGUCGAACUCUCCGGUAUCGUGGGCGUUGUCCGCAUUCGACUGCAGCUUUGCCCCGACCCUCCAUUCUUCUCAGUCUGUACCAUGUCUUUCUUGGGUCAACCCAAGGUGAACCUCUCAUGUGUACCGCUCAUCAAGAAGGGGCCCAAUCUUAUGGAUGUACCACUCAUCUCAAGCUUCGUUCAGUCGUCCAUGGAUGCCGCACUUGCUGAGUACGUGGCACCGAAGUCACUGACCCUUAACCUCAAGGACAUGAUGAUGGGCGACGACUUCAAGAAAGACACAGUCGCGCAGGGUAUACUAGUAGUCAGAGUCCAUCACGCAUUCGACUUCAAGGAAGGCGAUGCCGGCCUGGGACCACUCAAGAAGGGUUCCGCAGAUCCAUACGUCACGGUCGGAUGGGCGAAGUUUGGCAAGCCCAUGUGGUCCACUCGUGUCUUGCAAAAGAACAUGGAGCCGUACUGGAACGAGGAGUGUUACAUUCUGGUCACUCCAGAUGAGCUGAACGUUGACGAGCGCUUGAGGUUGCAGCUAUGGGACUCUGACCGAACGACUGCUGAUGAUGACCUCGGCCGUAUCGAGCUGGAUCUUAAGGAGAUUAUGAAGGGCCCUGAAACAAAUGGCAAGAUGCACGAUCGCGAGGAUGGCUUCAAGGCUCUCAAGGCUGGUGAAGGCAUGCCUGGAAAGCUUGCCUGGAGCCUCGGAUACUAUUCGAAAACCAGAAUUACGGAUGAUCAGCUCGAAACACAGAAUGAGGAACCCGAUAUCAACACUAUUGACCAGCUCAAGAAGAAGUCGUUUGCGGAGGCGGAAGAUAAGUUGCGUGAGGCCAGCGUAGAUCAUGCACCUGAAGUGGAGCAACAGAAGAAGGAAGACUUCCAGUCGCGUCAAGAUCAGCUUAUCAUUGCUUCGCCACCAGCACAUGACUACCCAUCUGGUAUUCUCAGCGUACAGAUCCAUCAGAUCACCGGACUGGAGCUGGAAACGUUGAACAAGAAGAAGGGGGACAAGAAUGCCGAAGCCAGCGAUGAAGAGGAAGAAGGCGAUAAUUUGCCGUCGUCGUACUGCACCAUAAUUCUCAACCACAAGAAGGUCUUCAAGACCCGCACUAAGCCAAAGAACUCAAAGCCGUUUUUCAAUGCUGGCUGCGAGCGCUUCAUCCGAGACGUGCGCAACACAGAGGUUCACAUUGCGGUCCGCGACGCUCGUGUACACGAAGACGACCCGUUGCUUGGUAUCAUCUACCUUCCCUUGGAGAAGGUGUUCAAGGAGCGAAGUCAGGUCAACUCCAUCUAUCCUCUGGCUGGCGGUGUGGGCUACGGGCGCGCUCGCGUUUCCAUGGUCUUCCGCAGCUUACAGGUUCAAUUGCCGCGAGAGCUUCUAGGCUGGGAGUAUGGUACGCUAGACAUAAAGCCAGUCGUCAAGGCUAUCGAUGUGCCCCAGGAACUGGCGCCUUUAAGGAUGAAAGUCACCACCAGCCUCGGGAAAGGCAAGCUCCACUCGCGAGGAAGGGAUGGCAGGGUCAAGCAACACGAGGAGGGCGGCACCAUGUGGAGAUCGCGAAGAGAUCGUGCCAUCCGCCUACCAGUGAAGGCGCGCUACGCAUCACCACUGGUCGUCGAAUUUCGCCAGGACGCUACUCUGCGGGACCACAGUCCCGCCUUCGCCAUCCUGUGGCUGAAAAAUAUUGUCGACAAUGAAGAGCAGACUGUCCGCCUCGACGUCUGGAAGGGUGACCUCAACCGCGCCAAGAACAAUAUGCUCGACAGCUACGGCGAGAAAGUGGGCCAGAUCGAGUUGACACUGACUUUCUGGUCCGGGCUCUCAGGCUACCACGAGGACUACGCCAAGGGCGACAAGCACCUCCUCAACGUCAUGGAAGUCCUCGACGUCUGCAACAAUCAAGAAUACUCCGACUGGGACGAGACCAACGACUCCGGCGCCCCCAACAUCCAAAGCUCAAACAGUGACUCCUCAUCAUCAUCCUCUGACUCCGACGACGAAGACAAAUCGACGAUGGAGAAGAUCACCCCAGAUUUCCUGCAGAAGCACAAGAAGACGGAUAGUAAGCUCAGUGACGAUGGGAAGAGGGGCACGAUUGAUCAGUUGAAGGAUUACAAACGGCAUAAUAAAGAGCUGCAUAGGAAGAAUCGGGGGUUGAUGCAGUGGAAGGGCCCGAGGACGCUGGCGUGGAUGAAGCAUACCGCGGAUCGCGGGAAGAAUAAGGUUAAGGAGCUUGUGCAUCAUAAGGAGAGGGGUGGUGGGGGAGGCAUCGAGACGGAAGCUUGAGUUGAACAUUCGUCUAAGCGUAGCGCGAGCGUUUAGGCGUUGUAGCUCAUACGUUAGCGAGGAGGCCUUCAGGGUAUUAUUUACGAACGCGUAGUUUGCGGUUGGUGUGGCGAUUCUGGGUUGUUCCAGGAGGUCUUCAAACCUUUUUUUUUAUGAAUGUGAAGCUUGUGGUUGGUGUUGCAAGUAUGGUUCG